AAGCACAAUAUAUAGAUUUGAAAUACUUCUAUCUGUGGUCAGUGGUUCUAGAAGGGUGCCGCUAGGGUUACAGUUUAGAAUCAACCAGAUUAUCACGACGUUUAAAAUUCUGCGUCAUGGCCUACAUCCAUUAUAUGAAUAAAAGGGGUUGAAGCGGUGGGGAGGAGGAAGAGAAGCCGUGGGUUGAUUUGAUAAUGGCGGAGAAGGGCAGAGUGUGUGUGACAGGCGCAGGAGGGUACAUUGCUUCAUGGGUCGUUAAGCUUCUUCUCUCCAAGGGCUACAUUGUCCAUGGAACUGUUAGAGAUCCCAGUGAUGAAAAGAAUGCUCAUUUGAAGAAACUUGAGAAAGCAUCUGAGAACCUGAAACUCUUUAAGGCAGACUUGCUGGAGUACGGAGCUCUUUGUUCUGCCUUUGAAGGAUGUGAUGGAGUGUUCCAUACUGCCAGUCCCGUCCCCCCUACAACUGUAGCAAAUCCCGAGGUAGAAUUAAUGGAGCCUGCUGUGAAGGGCACUCUUAAUGUACUUAAGGCAUGUGCUGAAGCAAAAGUUAAACGGGUUGUUGUUGUGUCCUCUGGAGCUUCUGUUAUCAUGAAUCCUAGGUGGCCCAAGGGUAAAGUAAUGGACGAGACUUGCUGGUCUGAUAAAGAAUAUUGCCGGGCAACUAAGAAUUGGUAUUGUCUUUCUAAAACAGAAGCAGAAAGUGUGGCCUUUGAGUAUGCGAAAACAAGUGGGCUUGAUGUUGUGACGGUUUGCCCUACCCUCGUUCUAGGGCCAAUCCUGCAGUCCACUAUCAAUGCAAGUAGUUUGGUCCUCAUUAAAAUUUUGAAAGAAGGAUACGAGACACUGGAAAACAAGUUUCGGAUGAUUGUAGAUGUACGCGAUGUUGCUGAUGCUCUACUUAUCACAUAUGAGAAGCCUGAAGCUGAAGGAAGAUACAUAUGCACAGCACACAUGAUCAAGGCGCGGGAUUUGGUGGAGAAGCUAAGGAGCAUUUAUCCCAACUACAAUUAUCCGAAGAAUUUUACAGAGGUAGAGGAAGUGGAAAAUCUGAGCUCAGAGAAACUGCAGAAGUUGGGAUGGAGUUACAGGCCCCUGGAAGAAUCCCUAGUCGACUCCAUCAAAAGCUACAAGGAGGCUGGCAUCUUGGAUUAGAAAUAAUUGACAGAAGGCCUUCUGGCUUAGGCAAUAUCGAUGAUUCCCAACUAUUCUUGCCUAGGAAUUCCCCUUUACAUUGCAGUUCUGGAUCAUAGAUACUAGUAGUACUGUUCUGUUGUUUAUCUUAUUGCCCACUUGAUAUUAUAUAAAAAUUGUAACCUUGGAAAGGAGGUGAAGAUGGUGGAUUUUGAUGGUUUGGACCUUU
Vitis vinifera (wine grape) is the source of this 1359-nucleotide messenger RNA. Its product is annotated as Rossmann-fold NAD(P)-binding domain-containing protein-like. Gene Ontology annotation, molecular function: oxidoreductase activity, acting on the CH-OH group of donors, NAD or NADP as acceptor. The record is from RefSeq and is a predicted model, not a curated record. Lineage: Eukaryota; Viridiplantae; Streptophyta; Magnoliopsida; Vitales; Vitaceae. The transcript is spliced from 6 exons. The coding region runs from base 195 to 1151 and encodes 318 amino acids.